AUGAACUCGAUAGUUUUUAUAACUGUGCUAGCUAGUCUGUGCCAAGCCCUAGCUGAAGACACUGAAGGCGCUCACACAAGAGUACCACGUACUUUAUUGUUGAAGAAGAAGCUUUGUUUCAUACUAGGGGUUUGCGGAGGCGGAGGCGGGCACUAUGGCGGAAGCGGGCAUUACAACGGAGGUCAUGGAUAUCAGAACCAAGGAUAUCCACCGAUAAACAUCGGCAUCAGUCAAUCUCAAUCAUCAGCUAAUGCUGGCGGUGGUGGUUUAGGAGCUGGUUAUUACCCUAACAACUACCAAUACAACGGUGGUUAUCCUGGUUACAAUUCUUAUGGGAGACCAGGUUACUUUGGUAAUGGAUACGGAGGUAUUAAUAACCAGUUUAACGGUAACUAUAACGGUGGUAAUAGGAACCCUGGUUAUGGUUACCGAGGACCUUUUGGUAGUUAUUACGAUGAAGGUGAUAGUAAACCAAUAUAUGAAGACACCAAUGAGGAUGGUCCAAUUUAUGAUGGUUAUGACCGUGAAGAUAGAAGUGAAGCUUAUAGGAAUAAUCAAUAG
Papilio polytes (common Mormon) is the source of this 561-nucleotide messenger RNA. Its product is annotated as glycine-rich cell wall structural protein-like. Lineage: Eukaryota; Metazoa; Arthropoda; Insecta; Lepidoptera; Papilionidae. The record is from RefSeq and is a predicted model, not a curated record. The coding region runs from base 1 to 561 and encodes 186 amino acids. The transcript has 2 exons.